UAGGCCUCUAGCCACAGCAACCUCACUACUCAUUUCCCCUGGAACUGAGGCCAUAUACCUGGGCUCUCCACAGAGGGAGAUGAUGCAGGGAGGGGAAUCCCACCUGGUAUGAGUCACCUGCUAAUGUAGGGCGGGCCUUAAAAUGCAGGGACCUUAAAAAGAGACUCAGAGACAAAGAGAAAAACAAGAAGCAGCACAGAACAGAGAGAACAACAGAGAGAACGAGAACCAGAGAAUCAGGCUCAGAGCAAAGGGAAGUAGGCAGAGAUUCCACAAGAACUGGUGCAGGUCGCAGAAGCAGCCAGAUUUAAGAAACAGGCAACAAGAUGCUGGGGAGCAGAGCUGUGGUGCUGCUAUUGCUGCUUCCCUGGACUGCUCAGGGCCGGGCUGUGCCUGGGAGCAGCAACCCUGCCUGGGAUCAGUGUCAGCAGCUUUCACAGAAGCUCUGCUUGCUGGUCUGGAAUGCACAUCCGUCAGUGGGACAUAUGGAUCUACUAAGAGAAGAGGGAGAUGAGGAAACUACAAAUGAUGUUCCCCAUAUCCAGUGUGAGGAUGGCUGUGAUCCCCAAGGACUCAGGGACAACAGUCAGUUCUGCUUGCAAAGGAUCCACCAGGGUCUGAUUUUUUAUGAGAAGCUGCUGGGCUCAGACAUUUUCACAGGGGAACCUUCUCUACUCCCUGAUGGCCCCGUGGGCCAGCUUCAUGCCUCCCUAGUGGGCCUCAGCCAACUCCUGCAGCCUGAGGGUCAGUCCUGGGAGAUUCAAGAGACUCCCAGCCCUACUCCAAGCCAGCCAUGGCAGCGCCUCCUUCUCCGCUUCAAGAUCCUUCGCAGCCUCCAGUCCUUUGUAGCUGUAGCUGCCCGGGUCUUUGCCCAUGGAGCAGCAACCCUGAGCCCCUAAAGCCAACAGCUUAAAGAUGACACCCACAUCUCCAAGGUUCAGCAAUGACAAGAUGCAUCUAUCAGCCCAGACAGCUAAGAGCCACGUUAAUUAGUCCAUUAAUUCUAAAAGAUUUGCAUGUUGAAAAAU
Molecule: messenger RNA, 1028 nt
Organism: Castor canadensis (American beaver)
Lineage: Eukaryota; Metazoa; Chordata; Mammalia; Rodentia; Castoridae
Gene: Il23a
Product: interleukin 23 subunit alpha
Biological process (GO): immune response; positive regulation of T cell proliferation; positive regulation of T-helper 17 cell lineage commitment
Cellular component (GO): extracellular region; interleukin-23 complex
Molecular function (GO): cytokine activity
Source: RefSeq, a predicted model, not a curated record